CUUAAGCAAAGCACAGAGUACGUCAUACAGUGCCGCGCUAGUACGGCUCUUCUAAAGAGAAGUAGGCGGGACUAUAGUUCCGUCUUCCUAUACACGCCUUCCGCUCCUCCUUCCUUUCUCUUCCGGUGACGGCGGUUCCAGAUAUCAAAAAUGGUUCAGCGCCUCACAUACCGUCGUAGGCUGUCCUACAAUACAGCCUCCAACAAAACAAGACUAUCUCGAACACCAGGUAACAGAAUUGUGUACCUGUACACCAAGAAAGUUGGCAAAGCACCCAAGUCAGCAUGUGGCAUCUGCCCUGGAAGACUCCGUGGUAUCCGUGCUGUUAGACCUAAAGUACUUAUGAGACUGUCAAAGACUAAGAAGCACGUCAGCAGAGCUUAUGGUGGAUCCAUGUGUGCAAAAUGUGUUCGUGAUAGGAUUAAGAGGGCAUUCCUCAUUGAGGAGCAGAAGAUCGUUGUGAAAGUAUUGAAGGCACAGGCACAAAGCCAAAAGGCAAAGUAACAUCAUUUUUGCUUUGUAACAUCACAAUAAAUAUGGGUAAUUGUUAAGCUG
This is a messenger RNA of Xenopus tropicalis (tropical clawed frog), 555 nucleotides long. It is a transcript of the gene rpl34, whose product is annotated as ribosomal protein L34. Gene Ontology annotation, molecular function: structural constituent of ribosome. The record is from RefSeq and is marked validated. Gene Ontology annotation, biological process: translation. Gene Ontology annotation, cellular component: ribosome. NCBI's taxonomy places the organism in Eukaryota, Metazoa, Chordata, Amphibia, Anura, Pipidae.